AUGUUUAAAAUAUUGGUUAUUGCGGCAUUAGCUGUAAGCAGUAAUGCUUUGACGACAAUUUCGCUACCGGAAAAAGUAGAAUUUGGGUGACUUUUUCCAACAAACCAGACUGUGAAAUUUUCAUUAUUUGUACCAAAUUCAAAAAUAGGACAGAGUGACUGGGAAUGGUAUGGGAUAGGAAUUCAGACUUUGGGAAGCGAUCUAGGCAUGAAUGAUGCAGACCUUGUAACUGUUAGUUUUGAUUCUGGGUUGAUUGAAUCAAGGACUUCUGCAGGAGACACAUAUCCUCCUGUUGAUAAAGAAUCAGGGUUUAUUUUGACUGGGUCUGUAAUUUUAGAAGGGGUGACUGAGUUUACUUGGACUAGAAAUUUAAAUACUAAACUCAAAGGGGACAUUGAACUUGUUAUUGGUGGAAAAUAUGAUUUUAUUUAUGCGAGUGGACCUUUAAGCAUGAAUGGGAAAACUGCUAUGCAUAAAACUUCAGGAAAAACAGUUUUAGAGCUAAAAUAUGAUAAUUCUUUGUCAAGGCUAAGUACUAAAAGCGGAACCGUCAAUUUGCUAACAAAUUUUAUAUUAUUGGCUGCUUUGCAAUUAUUAUUUUACUUCUAA
Molecule: messenger RNA, 609 nt
Organism: Blepharisma stoltei
Lineage: Eukaryota; Ciliophora; Heterotrichea; Heterotrichida; Blepharismidae
Source: the annotation of a GenBank genome assembly